Molecule: messenger RNA, 1464 nt
Organism: Epinephelus fuscoguttatus (brown-marbled grouper)
Lineage: Eukaryota; Metazoa; Chordata; Actinopteri; Perciformes; Serranidae
Gene: hsd20b2
Product: hydroxysteroid (20-beta) dehydrogenase 2
Exons: 12
Coding region: 157-1131 (324 amino acids)
Cellular component (GO): endoplasmic reticulum
Molecular function (GO): oxidoreductase activity
Source: RefSeq, a predicted model, not a curated record
CUUUUUUUGACCUUCCACCAACACCGACCCACAAUGAUUGUCAGAGAAACAUAAUAAAGCAUCUGUCUCUUAACUGAUAAGCAGUUUUUCAUUUCUCAUCAUUUGGAUCACAGAGCUGUACAUGGAAUCCUGUUCAGUCCAGAGCUCUGCGACAAAAUGUCAUUCACUGAGGUGCUGGCCAUCUUUGGAGGAUUUACUGUAAUUUUCUACAUGCUCAAACUAGCCUGGGGAUGUUGGUGUGGAUUCAGACAGUUUUUUCUGUCAGAGCUUUGGCAAGUGGAUUUAAGGACAUACGGGCAAUGGGCAGUUGUCACUGGUGCCACAUCUGGCAUUGGUAAAGCUUAUGCCAACGAGCUUGCAAGAAGAGGCCUAGACGUUAUUUUGGUAAGCAGAUCUGAUGAUAAGCUACGAAUGACUGCCAAGGAGAUAGAGGAUAGGUAUGGACGAAAGACUCGCACCAUCAAAGUGGACUUCACAGACGGCCCAAGUAUUUACCCUGCUAUAGCCAAAGAACUACAAGGACUGGAGAUUGGGAUUCUGGUUAAUAAUGUAGGAAUGAUCUACUCUGAUAAUUUUGCCUAUUUCCUGGAAACACCAAAUGCUGAACAGAAAAUCACUCAGCUCAUCAACUGUAACAUGCUGUCAGUCCCUCAGAUGACCAGACUGAUUCUUCCGGCCAUGGUUGAAAGAGGGACAGGGCUGAUCAUCAACAUCUCCUCUCAAGUGGCUGUCCGUCCACAGCCUUUACUGACCCUUUAUUCUUCCUCUAAGAUCUUUGUGACGUAUUUCUCCCAGUGUCUGCACGCUGAGUACAAGUCAAAGGGAAUCACUGUUCAGUGUGUGGCCCCAUUCAUGGUGUCCACCAACAUGACACAAAACCUAAAAACCAACUGCUUUGUGAAGAGUGCUCCCAGUUUCGCCCGUGAGGCCUUGAACACUGUGGGUCACACCUGCUACACCAACGGCUGCCUGUCCCAUGCACUCCAGAACGCUGCUAUAACAAUGCUCGUGCCCAACUGGUUACGUAUGUCAUCAUUCUUCAUAAGAAAGCUACGAAACCUCAAUAAUGACAGCAAACAUGAUCUAAAAGUGUGCAGGGAGAAGGAGAGGCUUGGUGAAAAGGAGGAGUAGUCAUGUUCCUGCAUCUGCACAGAAGCUGAAGUUCUUACAGACAUGAACUACGACUUUUACUGCUGUAUAGAGGCUUUUUAAUAUCUCCACUCUAGGUCCGCUUCCCAGACAAUGUGUGUAAUAUCAUAGCAAGGUUACUGUAAUAAAUAGGCUGCAAUAUACAUGUAUAUUUUGUUAUAUUUUGUACAUUUAUUCACCCUUUAUUAUUGCAUGAGGUUUUUCUUUAUGGAGCCAAGUAUAACUAAGUCUCCAUUGUUUCAUUAAUAUUUAUACUAUUUGAAUCGAUGUACAGACAGUGUGUUUGUGUUGCAUUAAAGAAAUCUUUUAAAUAUU